GGUGACGGGUGAUUGGCAGUUUGUGAGAUUGUUCUCGAAUGCGGUGCGGUUUGUCAGUGAUUUUCCCAGUUUACACUUAAUUUUUCAGCAAAUUCCAGUGAAAAUAUGUCCACAAUCGCAAGUCCAUUAACCGUGGCAGGGACCCGGACGUCCGGUCAGCCGAUUCGCACCCAGAAUGUGAUGGCCGCUUGCUCUAUUGCAAACAUCGUGAAGAGCUCCCUGGGUCCUGUGGGCCUGGAUAAGAUGCUUGUUGACGAUAUUGGCGAUGUGACCGUGACAAAUGACGGAGCAACAAUCCUGAAACUCCUUGAAGUCGAGCAUCCGGCGGCCAAAGUCCUGGUGGAAUUGGCUCAGCUGCAGGACGAGGAGGUUGGCGAUGGCACCACAUCUGUGGUCAUUAUCGCCGCUGAACUGCUGAAGAAUGCCGACGAGCUGGUAAAGCAGAAGAUUCAUCCCACUUCCAUCAUUUCCGGCUAUCGCUUGGCAUGCAAGGAGGCGUGCAAGUACAUUUCCGAGCAUCUCACGGAGCCCGUGGAUAAUCUGGGCAGGGAAUGUAUUGUGAAUGUGGCGAAGACGUCCAUGAGCUCGAAGAUUAUCGGGCCGGACGCGGACUUCUUCUCCUCGAUGGUCGUCGAUGCUGCGCAGGCAGUGAAGAUCACGGAUCCGAAGGGAAAUCCAGCGUAUCCAAUCAAGGCCGUGAAUGUGCUGAAGGCGCAUGGAAAGUCUGCUCGGGAGAGUGUCCUGAUUCCGGGUUAUGCUCUCAAUUGCACCGUGGCAUCUCAGCAGAUGCCGAAGAAGGUCUUGAAUGCGAAGAUCGCGUGUCUGGACUUCUCGCUGCAGAAGACAAAGAUGAAGUUGGGUGUGCAGGUGCUGGUGAAUGAUCCGGAGAAUCUGGAGAAGAUCCGUUCGCGUGAGUUGGACAUCACGCGUGAGAAGAUCCAGAAGAUUCUCGCCACUGGCGUGAACGUGGUGCUGUGCUCAGGGGGAAUCGAUGAUCUCUGUCUCAAGUAUUUCGUGGAGGCCAAGGCGAUGGCGGUGCGGCGGGUGAAGAAGGCUGACUUGAAGAGGAUCGCCAAGGCGACUGGGGCUGCCUAUCUCACGUCCCUCACCAAUAUGGAGGGCGAGGAGAGCUUCGAGCCUUCAAUGGUGGGCGAGGCCAAUGAGGUGAGCCAGGAGUUCAUCAGUGACGACGAGUUGAUCCUGAUCAAGGGCCCCAAAGCACGCACUGCAUCGUCCAUCAUCUUGCGCGGUCCGAAUGACUUCUAUCUGGACGAGAUGGAGCGAUCGAUUCACGAUGCGCUGUGCGUGGUGAAGCGAGUGCUGGAGGGAAAGAAGGUUGUGGCCGGAGGAGGAUGCGUGGAAGCGGCUUUAUCCAUCUAUUUGGAGAACUUCGCCACAUCCUUGAGUUCUCGAGAACAGUUGGCAAUAGCGGAGUUUGCCAAGUCUCUGUUGAUCAUCCCGAAGACACUGGCUGUCAAUGCAGCGAAGGACGCCACAGAUUUGGUGGCGAAGCUGCGUGCCUAUCACAAUUCCAGUCAGACGAAGCUCGAUCAUGCCCACUUGAAGUGGUACGGAUUGGAUUUGCUGGAGGGCGUUGUGCGAGAUAACAAGAAGGCCGGCGUUCUCGAGCCCGCAAUGUCCAAGAUCAAGUCUCUGAAGUUCGCCACGGAGGCUGCGCUGACGAUUCUCAGGAUCGACGACAUGAUCAAGCUGAAUCCGGAGGAGAAGGGAGGCAGAGGCUAUGCUGACGCCUGUGCUGCUGGUGAACUGUAAAGAGUCACAAUCAAUCCACAUUUGCAGAUUUUCCCUCUUCACCAACGUCUCACUAGACAUAAUGCAAGCUUCUUUCACACAUGUAUUUUCAAUUGACUCUAAAUAAUAAUAGUUUCUAACAAAU
Molecule: messenger RNA, 1897 nt
Organism: Phlebotomus argentipes
Lineage: Eukaryota; Metazoa; Arthropoda; Insecta; Diptera; Psychodidae
Gene: CCT1
Product: T-complex protein 1 subunit alpha
Exons: 3
Coding region: 106-1773 (555 amino acids)
Biological process (GO): protein folding
Cellular component (GO): chaperonin-containing T-complex
Molecular function (GO): ATP binding; ATP hydrolysis activity; ATP-dependent protein folding chaperone
Source: RefSeq, a predicted model, not a curated record